Molecule: messenger RNA, 3412 nt
Organism: Thamnophis elegans (Western terrestrial garter snake)
Lineage: Eukaryota; Metazoa; Chordata; Lepidosauria; Squamata; Natricidae
Product: F-box/LRR-repeat protein 14-like
Exons: 15
Coding region: 1384-3012 (542 amino acids)
Biological process (GO): SCF-dependent proteasomal ubiquitin-dependent protein catabolic process
Cellular component (GO): SCF ubiquitin ligase complex
Molecular function (GO): protein binding
Source: RefSeq, a predicted model, not a curated record
GCGGGGAGGGGGCGUGGGGGGGCGGGUCGCGUCCCGGCCCAAUGGGAGGAGGCGCGUCUUCCUCUUCCGCCUGACUUCCCGAGCAUGGAGCCCGCGACGGUCGGGGGGCUGCAGCGGGCCUUGCGGGAGAUGGGCUUCGGCGAGGGGCAGGUGGGGGCCGCCCUGCGCGCAGGCUGCCUGAGCGUCCCGGAGGCGGCAGACUGGCUGCUGCGCGAUCGCCCGGACGGGGGUCCCCAGGCGCCUCCUCCCCGUCUCCGGCUCUUCCCGGGGGUCUCGGAGCCCCGCGCCACCGACGCCUUCCAAGCCUCCCGGGCGCCCCUCCUAGUGGACGGGAUGGGGGCAGCUGAGAUCCCCGGGGGGGUCCCGGCCACGCCGGCGUGGGACGAUGAGGCGCAAGCCCGGGAUUUGGCGGAUCGCUCGCAGCUGGUCCAGCAGCUGAAAGCCUUGAAGAGGACGAAGCAGCGGGAGCGCGAGUUGGCCUUGCAGAGACCGACGGCAGCACCGAGCCGGGGCGACAGCAACCCCCCGGCGGGUCCCGGGAUGCGCGCAGGCAGAGGCGAUCCAGCCGCCCGGCAGUGCGCAGUGCCUGCUGGUGAUCCGCCUGCCCAGCGGGGACUCUCUCCGCCGGACCUUCCCGGCCGAGGCCUCCCUGCAGAGCGUCCAGCGGUUCCUCCGGUCGCAACACCCGGAGCUCCCGCCCGCCUCCUCCUUCCUGCAGGCCGCCCCCAAACGGCGCUUCGGACCGGCCGACCUGCCGCUGUCGCUGCUGUCGCUGGGCCUGGUGCCCGGGGCCACCCUCUGCGUCGUCGACCCGGCGUCCGGGGGCGCCUCGCCCCCCCUCGCCCCUCCGGAGCCCCUCCCAACAGAGGGGAGCCCCUGCUUGCAGUGGGCCGAAAACCCCCCUGGCACCGCGCAGGAGGGUCUCUCGAGCCGAGGGGGGGAGGUUUCCUCCCGGGACCCCCAUCGGUGGGGUGAGCGAACUGGCGGCUUGGGUGGGUGGGCUGCGGGCUUGAGCCUCGUUCAUGCGGCUGAUCAGUUAUUCCUCCCUCCAUGGGGAGGGGGCUUUGCCCGUCGCCUGAGCAAGGGAGGGCCCGUCCUGCUAUAGGGGAGCUGCAGGUGGUGGUGGGGGGGGGGUUGUCUUUGGCCUGGGGCAGGAAGGUUUGGGUUGGGGGCUGCAGGGUUUUCCCCAGGCUGGCCUUGCAGAAGAGCUGGGUGAGGGUCUCUGCCUUCCCCUGCUCCCUCCCCCUCCCCCUGUCCUGGUAGGGUGGGACACACACAGCCUCGGCUUCAGGGAGGGAGGGGGCUGGUUCCUCCCUCCCCUAACCUUCUCCACUCUGGGGGUCUCCGGCAGGCAGGGGGCAGAAGCUGGACUCUGCGGAGCCCAUGGAGCAGGACCCGCCGGCAGCCAGCAGGGGGCAGCAGGCGCUGGGGGAAGAGCCAGGCGUCUUGCCUGCUGCCCGCGACAACCCUGCGGAGUCUGGCCAUUGGUGGCCGCAGGAGGGCCACCGGCUGCGGAGGGAAGCCGAGGGGAGCAGCCCGGCACCCCUGCCCCUCGCCGUAGCCCGGGCAGCCGAGCAGCGCCAACGCCGAAUGCCCGUCCAGGGGGAGAACGGCCAGGUUGGAUCGGGGUCCCCUGCAGCCUCGGUUUCCCUUCCGGUGCCUUCGCUGUUCAGGCUGUGUCUUCAGGGGGCGGCCAGCCUCAUCUCAGCCCCCAGCAAGCAGUACCGCGGCAGCCUGGCCUCGCUGCCUCCCGGUCUGGCCCAGGUGUUGCUGGAGCACCUGGUGGGAGAGGCUCGCCUGCACCCUGGCAGCAUGCGGCUCUUCUCCGGCUGCCCCCUGCGGACCCUCCGCCUGGAUUGCUACCCCUACGCCACCAACCGGCUGCUCGGGGGGCUGCCAGCGUUUCCCGGCUUACAGCGGCUGAGCCUCUUCGGCUGCUCACUUAUCACAGACCAAGGUCUGUCCGCAGUGCAGCGUCUUUUGCACCUGCAGCAGCUAAACCUCUCGGCCUGCGUGAAGCUGAGUGACAACUGCCUGCCGUUCCUGAAAGGGCUGCCGGAGUUGUCCCACCUGGCGCUGGACCAGACCGGCGUGACGGAUGCCGGCCUGAGGGGGCUCCUCCUGGGGCCUCCCUCCGCCCUCUCCCACCUGAGCCUCAACCGGACGGGGGUCACCGAGCGCACCCUCUGCCUCCUGCCCCACUGCGCCCCCAAACUGUGUGAACUCGGCCUCAAGCAGACCGGCAUCAGCGACGUGUCUGCCCUGCGUCACUCGGAGGCCCUGCGGAGGCUGUUCCUGGAUGACACCCCCGUGAGUGAGGCCUCCCUCGGGACCCUCGCCUCCCACCCGGCCCUCGGCUGCCUGACCCUCUCUGGCGUCCAGUCGGUCGCUGGGGAUCGGGCUCUGGAGCUGGUCUCAGCUCUGCCCCUGAGCCGGCUGGGGCUGCCGAGCCGCCACACAGUGACCGACGUUGGCCUGGCUGCCGUCUGCCGACUGUCCGGCCUCCUGGAGCUGGACCUGACCGACUACAUCCACAUCACGGACGAGGGGCUGCGGGCGUUGCCUGGGCUGGGGAGGCUGCGGCGCCUGUCCCUGGCCAACACGCGGGUGACGGAUGAGGGCCUGCCCCACGUCCGGCCCCUGCGGCUUCUGGAGGAGCUGCGCCUGGACCGCCUGCCCGUCUCCAGCGCUGGCGUGGCCCACUGCCUCACGGGCCUCCCCCACCUGCAGGUGCUGAGUCUCGCUGGCACAGCCGUUGGAGACCCCGUAGCCAGGCUGGGCCUCGCGGAGUGCCGUCGGCUGCUCAAGCUCAACCUGAGUGAUACCCGCCUGACUGACCAAGGGCUCCGCCUCCUGGCUCAGCUGCCCCUUGUCCAGCUCAACCUCGAAGGCUCGGGGGUGACAGCUGCCGGUGUGGCCGAGCUUCUGGCCGCCUGCCCCACCCUCGCCCGCGUCCGCAGUGGCCGCCUGAGGGUCUUGUCUCCGACGGAUGAGGAAGAGCCCGGCCACUAGGUGGCACAUCUGUCCCCGCGAUACCGGGGAGAUGCCUCAGCUGGCUUGGAGAUUUCGCCUCUCCGGAGAUGGAGAAGUGCCAGGCGGAGACUUGGGGUCCAUCCGGCUGCUCUUGUUUGGAAGGGACCUCGGAGGUCAUGUAGUCCAGCCCCCUGCCUGAGCCGGCUUUCCUCUGGAGAAACUGCUGGAGAGCCUUCCUGCAGACCUCCCCCCCCCCUCGGCCUUUGAGGAUGAGCUGAGGGGAGGGUUUGCAAGAUGGUUCCUGGGGGGGGGGGAUAGGAAGACGUAAAGCCCCCUCCCCAGUUCAGGGGCUGCUGCGUGUGUCCAGGAAGAGCCCUGGGAAGCCACAAUCUUUGUGCCUUGACCGUGUCCAAUAAAACCGCUGCUUGUUCUGACUCUU